Molecule: messenger RNA, 1473 nt
Organism: Zonotrichia leucophrys gambelii
Lineage: Eukaryota; Metazoa; Chordata; Aves; Passeriformes; Passerellidae
Product: acrosin-like
Exons: 4
Coding region: 215-1279 (354 amino acids)
Biological process (GO): proteolysis; acrosome reaction
Molecular function (GO): serine-type endopeptidase activity
Source: RefSeq, a predicted model, not a curated record
CUGCGGAGUCCGGCCCUUGACUUCUGAUGAGGAACGAGGCAGGACACGCGUCGUGGGUGGCAAAAAUGCUGAGGUUGGGGCCUGGCCCUGGCUUGUCAGCAUCCAGGAUCCCUCGGUUUCAGGCACAGGGCAUCUGUGCGGAGGGUCCCUCAUCAGUACACGGUGGGUCCUCACGGCUGCUCACUGUUUUGCUGAGUCCAGGAACAUCAGCGCCAUGCGCCUGCUGAUCGGCGUCACCCAGCUGACAGAGCCGGGCCCUGAGGCCCAGGUGCGCCUGAUUAAGCGGCUGCUGAUUCACAACGAAUACGAUCCUGCUGACCAGAGCAACGACAUUGCACUGCUGGAAAUGAGCGAGCCUGUCCAGUGCAACUCCCACAUCCAGCUGGUGUGUGUGCCCAAAGCCACGCUGAACGUGGCACAGCUGGAUACCUGCUAUGUCGCUGGCUGGGGUGCUACCACUGCAAGAUCUCAACAAUCCAGCGAUAUCCUGCAGGAGGCCAAGGUCCACCUUAUCAAUGUCCAGAUCUGCAAUAGCAGUGAGUGGUACCAGGGGGACGUCCAUACCCACAACUUGUGUGCUGGCUACCCGGAGGGUGGCAUCGACACCUGCCAGGGUGACAGUGGGGGUCCACUCAUGUGCAAAGACAAGGACGCUGACUUCUUCUGGGUUGUCGGAAUAACCAGCUGGGGCAGAGGCUGCGCCAGGGCGAAACGGCCUGGAAUAUACACUUCUGUUCGGCACUUCUAUGACUGGAUUGUGCUCCAGAUGGAAAUGGUCCCACAGUCAUGGAAUCCUUAUCCAACCGCCUCACCACCCUGGACUCAUCCUACAAAUGCCCCAUGGCCCACUCAGAAGCCAUGGACGAGACCACCUACCACUCAGAUGCCAUGGACAAGACCACCUACCACUCAGAUGCCAUGGACGAGACCACCUACCACUCAGCUGCCAUGGACGAGACCACCUACCACGCAGAUGCCAUGGACAAGACCACCUACCACUUAUAACCCAUGGCCAACAACACUGCCCACUCCAAAGCCAUGGCCAACAACACUGCCCACUUCAAAGCCAUGGCCAACAGCACCACCUGCUCCGAAUCCAUGGCCAACAACACUGCCCACUCCAAAGCCAUGGCCAACAACCAUGCCCACUCCAAAGCCAAGUUCGUUACCCACACCAGUGGAAGAGAAUAAUAACUGCCCAUAUCCACUCAAGAAGCUGAUCGAAUUCUUCACUGAGAUACAGAAGCUCCUGAAGAACCUACAGGGGAUUCCAGUUUGAGCAGGAGAAUGGACAGGAUCCAGUGCAGGUUGCAUGGGACCGUGACUGUUUCCUGCUGAGGCAAUGCCUGCUGAUCCAAAGGCUGCCUCAGUGCUGAAGGCCUGCUCUGUCCUGCCCAUAUUUCUCCUCUACAUGCACGCAAGUGCUAAUGUUGACUUAGUUGCUGAAAUAAAGUUGUCUGUGUUUGUGGUUAA